AUGAAGGGAAAGGCCAAGCGCGUCGACGUGCAUGUUCGCAUCCGCCCGCUUGUCGGCGACGAGGUCGACCGAGGCGAUGAAGAGCUGGUCUUUGAGACGCCGGCGCCGUCGACGCUGGUCGUCGAGGCGCCCAAGACUGACGCGGACGACGUCGACUACGUCGAGGUGCUUGGCUUCACCGUGCCCAAGUCCAAGCCGAAGCGGCGCAAGACGUACCGGUACUUUGCCUCGAUCCAGCGCAACACGACCAACGACGAGUUCUUCGAGGCCGCGGUGGGCCCGCUCGUGGCGACGGCGCUCGACGGGCGCACGGCGUGUGUCUUUGCCUAUGGCCACACGGGCUCGGGCAAGACGCAUACGAUCCUCGGCUACGGCGACGAGCGGGGCAUGUACGACCUAUCAACGGUCCAGCUCUUUGGCGCGCUCGACGAGCUCAACGAACGCAACACAGAUCCACAAGAUGUGCUCAAGGUCCAAGUCCGCUUCAACGAGAUCUACAACGGCGAAGUCUACGACCUCCUCAACGACUCGGCAAAGUGCUUUGUACGCGAAGACGCGCAUGGCAAGAUCCAGAUCCGCGGCGAGCUCGUGACGGACGACGAGACGGGCUUGGUCAAGCCGUCCUCGAGCGCGACCCGCGUCGCGACGACGGCUGGCGAGCUAUGGGACGUGGUCCAGCUUGGCAUGCGCGCGCGCUCGACCGGUAACUCGAACGUCCACCGUGCGAGCUCCCGAUCGCACGCGCUUCUCGAGCUCGAGAUCGUUACGGAUCGCAUUCUUCGCCUUCGCGCGCACGUGAUCGAAGUCGAAGCCGCCCUCACGCGCGUCGGCCACGAACGCGACACGUUGGAGAUGGAUAUCUUUGUACGCCAGCACGAUAAAGUCGAGGGCAAGUGGGUCAAGAAGGCCGAUGCACGCGGCGCAUCGCAGGACGAGUGCUCGCUCCUCCUCGACCUCCGCAAGGAACUCGUCCAGCUCGACAAGGCGAUCGAGGCCGCGCAUGGCGCCGUGGCCGCGGCGCAGGCGGCGGGCGCAAUGGGCCUCGGCGGCACGCUCGUCUUUGUCGAUCUCGCGGGCUCGGAGCACGCCGGCAGCGCAUCGGACGGCAUCACCAAGAGCGAUUCGGAGCAGCAAGAGUGCCGGGAAAUCAACAAGUCGCUAAGCGCGCUCAAGGCGUGCUUUCGGUCGCAGGCCAAGAGCCUCUCCGGCACGAGCUGCUACCGCAACGCCAAGCUGACGCUACUGCUCCGUGACCACUUUCGUACGGCGCAGUCCAAAACGAUGAUGGUGGGCACGAUCUCGCCCUCGAGCGUCCACGCGAUGCAGACUACGCACACGCUUCAAUACGCCCAGCUCGUCGGCGAGCCCUAG
Messenger RNA from Saprolegnia parasitica CBS 223.65, 1371 nucleotides. RefSeq lists its product as hypothetical. Gene Ontology annotation, molecular function: ATP binding; ATP hydrolysis activity; microtubule motor activity. The coding region runs from base 1 to 1371 and encodes 456 amino acids. The transcript has a single exon. The record is from RefSeq and is a predicted model, not a curated record. Gene Ontology annotation, biological process: microtubule-based movement. NCBI's taxonomy places the organism in Eukaryota, Oomycota, Saprolegniomycetes, Saprolegniales, Saprolegniaceae. Gene Ontology annotation, cellular component: kinesin complex; centrosome; spindle.